UGCCCCCUCCCCGCCGCCGCCAUGAAGUGGAUGUUCAAGGAGGACCACUCUCUGGAACACAGAUGCCUGGAAUCCGCGAAGAUCCGAGCGAAGUACCCCGACCACGUUCCGGUGAUUGUGGAAAAAGUCUCAGGCUCUCAGAGUGACAUUGACAAGUGGAAGUACUUGGUUCCAUCUGACAUCACUGUGGUUCAGUUCAUGUGGAUCAUCAGGAAAAGGAUCCAGCUUCCUUCUGAGAAGGCCAUCUUCCUGUUUGUGGAUAAGACAGUCCCACAGUCCAGCCUAACUAUGGGACAGCUUUACAAGAAGGAAAAGGAUGAAGAUGGAUUCUUGUAUGUGGCCUACAGUGGAGAGAACACUUUUGGCUUCUGAGGGCCAGCGCUGGGCUAGG
This is a messenger RNA of Perognathus longimembris pacificus (Pacific pocket mouse), 391 nucleotides long. RefSeq names its product gamma-aminobutyric acid receptor-associated protein-like 2. NCBI's taxonomy places the organism in Eukaryota, Metazoa, Chordata, Mammalia, Rodentia, Heteromyidae. The record is from RefSeq and is a predicted model, not a curated record. Gene Ontology annotation, cellular component: cytosol; autophagosome membrane; autophagosome. The transcript has a single exon. Gene Ontology annotation, molecular function: ubiquitin protein ligase binding. Gene Ontology annotation, biological process: autophagosome assembly; macroautophagy; cellular response to nitrogen starvation. Bases 22 to 372 code for a protein of 116 amino acids.